Messenger RNA from Dromaius novaehollandiae (emu), 1673 nucleotides. It is a transcript of the gene SHISAL1, whose product is annotated as shisa like 1. Lineage: Eukaryota; Metazoa; Chordata; Aves; Casuariiformes; Dromaiidae. The coding region runs from base 282 to 1127 and encodes 281 amino acids. The transcript is spliced from 5 exons. The record is from RefSeq and is a predicted model, not a curated record.
ACCGGCGUCUCGCCCUGAGGAUCGUGCGCUGAUCGGUACCGUGCCUUGCCCGCGCCUCGGGAGCGCCGGGCGCUCUCCCCGCGGCCUCGCCGAGGCUGGCGGUGCCCGGCGGCCCCCGGGGUGCCAGCGCUGCCUUCGCGCUGGGGCAGCCCCCUCCAGCGGCGCAGUCCAGCUGCGGGUCUCCCUUCGCGACUCCCCGGAGCGACUGUUGGAAAAAGUGGCUGUGCCCUGAGAGACACUUAGCGUCAGGUAAUUCUCUAAUGGACCAAUGAAAGCCAACGAUGACAAGUUGUGGUCAACAGUCCUUGAAUGUGCUGAUGGUUCUGCUUUCAUUACUCUUGUCAGCAGCAUUGUCUGCACAUUUUCGGGUUUGCGAGCCAUAUACGGACUACAAAGGUCGCUACCACUUUGGUUUUCACUGCCCACGUCUUUCUGACAAUAAAUCUUACAUCUUUUGCUGUCACCAUAACAACACAGUAUUUAAAUAUUGCUGCAAUGAGACAGAAUUUCAGACUGUUAUGCAGAUGAACCUAACAGGGAACGCAGAUGGAUAUAUGCAUAACAACUACACUGCACUGUUAGGAGUGUGGAUCUAUGGCUUUUUUGUGGUGAUCUUGCUGGUACUGGACCUUUUAUACUACUCUUCAAUGAACUAUGAUAUUUGCAAAUUUUACCUGGCACGGUGGGGAAUCCAGGGAAAGUGGAUGACACACGCACAGAGCCGAUGGAUUAACCCUGCUCAGGAUCCAAGCCAAGUACAGACACAGCCUCAGCCAGAGACACAGCCUCAGCCUCAAACUCAGUCUCAGACACAGCCUCAAACAUCACAGACAGUACAUACUUUAAAAGGAGAUGCUUUAAGCCCACCCCUGAUGUCUUUUCAGAGUACAUCUGCCUGGCAGGCCACAACCCCGAACAAGCCAUCUGUCCCUGGCGGAAACAGGACUGGGCUGCUGCAACCCCUGAGAUGGUCUCCCUGCGACCACCCGGGACACACCGAGCCUGCACUGAACGAGACCGCAAUCGGGCAGAGACUUUGGGAUCUGGACUGUAAAUUAUUGUCCGUUUUUAGCACAACUUCCAUAAAACCUGCUUGGCAUGAGUGGCUAAAUUUGCUGAAGCCUUAGGCCGCACUCCCUAGUACAGUGAGAAAGGGCCCAGAGCUGCUGCAGGCGGGAAUGAUAAGGGCGUUACCAGCAAUUUGCAUUCCUGUGCGCUGCUGAAACAGUGCUAAUUGCUGGAGUUAUCACCUUCUUUGUCAGGACCUUGAGAGCUAAUGGCUGGACCUAAGAAUGGAGACACACCUGUCAGCAGAAACGGCAACAGUAAACGGCCUACCUAGGGACAGUGAUGAGACCCAAUAAGGAGCAGGAGACCCCAGACCCAAAUAUUACUAUUGGUCUGAACUACCACGUGAGGGGUGGGAAAACUUAAUUUGAAAAAGCUAUAAUUGCCGAGGGAUUUCUUUGUUCGCCCCCCCCCCCCGCCCCCUCUCUCGUCCCUCGCUCCUCGUCCCUCGUCGGAGGCACCCAGCUUGAGCUGUGAUUCGAGCGGAGUCAGCGGAACAUCAUCGGCCUCGGAGUGGUGGUAGCUAGCUUCCUCUCUCCUUUUUCAACUUUUCUCUAUCUUUUCCCCUUAUCCUUGUUCUGUUCCCCUCUUCCCUUCGCCUGCCC